Messenger RNA from Hemicordylus capensis (graceful crag lizard), 7489 nucleotides. RefSeq lists its product as uncharacterized. The transcript is spliced from 2 exons. The record is from RefSeq and is a predicted model, not a curated record. NCBI's taxonomy places the organism in Eukaryota, Metazoa, Chordata, Lepidosauria, Squamata, Cordylidae. The coding region runs from base 5287 to 6198 and encodes 303 amino acids.
CGGCGGGGGCACGGCUGGCUCUGCCCCCAGUCCCCGAGACGGCGGGGGACGGCUGUGCCCAGCUAGAGGCGCAGAUGCGCUGCGCCCGGGCCCACUAGUACUGUAUAAUACACUAAGAUCAUACAUGGCAAGCCCUGCCCAUGCAGUGCUUUACCAAUCAGAGAUAACCGAACAGAAGCACAGUGGUGAUUGGGCAGUGGGGAUUCCAUAUGCAGAUAGGGAAGAGGAAUGGGCAGGGGGCGAGGAAAUCAAUAGGGAGGAGGCGAGUGAGAGAGUGAGCAGGGAGUAAGCAAGCGAGUGGUGGGGAGCAAGUGAGCAGCAGGGAACGUGUGAGCAAGCGGUGGGGAGCAAACGAGUGGCAUGGAAUGAGCAAGUGAACGAGGCAAGUGGUGGGGCAGGGGCGAGUGAGCUGUAGGCAGUAUCAGGUAGUUUCCCAUUAAUGGGAUCGCAUUAAGUGGUCACAAAAUACAAGAUACAGCACUGUACUUUAGUCCACACAAUUUGUAUUUUCUGCAUGUUGUGCCAAUAUGUCUUGGACUGGUCUUAAAAUGCAAAGGGGGGUUUUCUUGUAGUGGUGGUGGUUCAUUUGUGUGUCUAUGUUCGGUUGGGACUGGCCUUAGAAUGAGAUGGACCACGGUAGCCACCUCAGGAGGCAGAUUACUGGGGAGGCUGCUGUCCCACUGCCCACCGCUACCCCAACUGCCUCCCAUUGCUGCUUGCCCCCAGCUCUGUUCUGAGUCGUCUUCCUUCCUCAAUGAACAGGAUUUGAAAAGGAGGAGGGAGACAGAGUAGAAGUAGUAUGGAGGAAAGUGGUGGACAACGUUUGGUGUUCUGCCUGAAACCUGAACCAGCACCUGAAAUCUGGGCUACUGUUGCGUGUGUUGGUUUUUGCCAGGAAAUCAUCGACUCUUUAACAAAGGGCAGUGCAUUGUGUACUGAUCUUUCCUCCAACUUUGUGUUGAUUAACAGUGGAGAAUAGCUCUCUGGUAUCUGGUUCCCUGUUCCAUUCUGUUCCCCUUGAUCUUUUCAUCCUUGGACCUAGAGCAAGAUCACCAGCUCAGAAAGUGGUUUUUCUCCCCUCCACCCAUCUUUUAUUUAUAUAUUUUGGUAUGAUAGACACUUGUUUUAAAUGCUUCGCUCACAAUGAAAAAUAAAAUGCUGAUCUAAGUAGAUGGAAGAUAUGUGUGCUGAUCAGGUGUAGAAUGAACAUCUUCUGGUUCCAAAAACCAUAGUUAAGACAGAUGUUAAUAUGAGACUGUUUAUAGCCAGAAUGUGGGGUGGCUUUGGAUGGGGAGCAGGUUCAGUUAAAAGUGGGGCAAUGUGUUUCUCAUUAAAGCUGUUACAGGCUACAGGAUGCUUUCAAUCUGCCUCGGAGUGUACUGUGUCGCUUAAUUCAGAGCGCUUCUGGAGCUCAGCAGGCAGAGCUGGGAAGCUCCACCCUCUGGCGCAACAGCGCGCACGGAGGAGGACUGGGGGAGUUGCAUGUAGGCUUCCAUCAUGUCCCCAUAGAGCCUGCUAACAUGCACACUUUCUUAGUCAGCCAAUGGCUUUUCUGCUUGAGCCCUUUGUCAUGAAACUUGUUCUGGUUAAAAUGCUUUUUUGUGUAGAAAGAAACAGAAAUUGGGCUCCCCUAGUUCUACUUAGAAUGCUUUAUUUUAACGAAGGUCUCACUAUUUCUUCCUUAGGUGUCCUUUUAACAAUGUUAUCUUCAUGCUAGAUCCAGACAGCAAGUACAGAGAUUUCCUUGCUAGGUGCACUAUUGUGCCCCCCCCCCCCAGUCAUUAUGAGAAAUAUCUCCUCUCUCCCCCAGAAACCUGUUUAAGUGCAAGCCUGAGUAUCUUUUGGACACAUUCCAAGGCUUAUGAUAUGGUGGGGCUGCCUGGUUAAGUCAGCAAAGAGGAGGGGACUUUAAAUGAUACUGUAACUUAAAAUGUACAUUUUUAUUUGCAUCAUGUCUUCAGGAUGGGAUGGGUUUUAAACCUUAAUAAUUAACUAUAUUUUCAAAAUGAUAACUGUGCCCCAUUUCACAGAGGAGAUCUGGAAGAAAGUUGAUUCUUUCGUGGGGAAAAAUCUCUUGAUGUAUCAUUUUGCCAGUUUGAAAGUGAUUGUGCUGGUGUGGUAUAUGCUAAAACAGAGGAGGUCUGCAAGUCUGUAGACUCCUAUAGCAUAUUGACUGGUUUUACUGAUGAAGACUGUGAGAGGUCAAAACAUGUUUGGCCAAUAGUUUGUUUCCGGCAAACAGUCUACUUGACUGGAAUUGACUGGAAUUCACUACCCUAUGCCUAUUGUCAGUCUCCAGGUUUCACAUUCACAUUGCAUCUUUGAUAUUGUGUAUUAUAUGAUUUGGAUCGAAAUCCGUUGAGAUCCAUAAGUAUGAGUUCUGUCCCUGUGCAGGGACCACGCUGUAGCCAAGCCGCAGCUUGUCGAAGGCAUCCAAGCCCCACCUCCACACGUGCUAUUUAAAGGUGGGCUGGGCGCCAUGUUCCUCAGUUCUUUUCCGACCGCCUUCGCAUUUGGACCUUGGUCUACCGCUUGUUCGUCGGAUAAGUUCUUCAGUGGUUUUUCCUUCAGUGAGUUCAUCUAUAUUUUAAAAAGAAGGAAAGAAAGGGUGGAUAUUUAGUUUUGACCCAUUUCUGGCUGAUGGACUACGUAUGGUGAAAUAUUGGACCGGCUUUGGCUGACGGACGGCGACUGGCACUUGACCCAGAACGGACCUGACUACGCUUCUCGAAUUCUGGAAUGGCUGAAUGUGCCGCCAUUUAUGACGAAGUCUUGAGCCCUUCGACGCCUGGUGAGCCAGGCCCAUCUACUUCGGCGUCUAAGAUUCCUCCAAAGCCAGCCUCGAUGUCAUCUUCGCUGCCAUCUCAGCAAAGGUCUAAGAUGUCAAAAUCAACUUCGACACCACUUUCAACAAAAGUUGAGACUGUCAACAUUAGCGUCGUCAUUGAGUCAACACAGACCUAGAAUAUCAACAUCGACGUCCCUCUCAACGUCAGAAGUUCCUAAGCUUACGUUGUCGAUGCUGCAAACCCGUCAUCCACAUGGUGAAGGAACCAGUUCAAUGCCAGGAGUCUCGAAGUCAAUAAAGCACCGUGCUACCGAGACUCCCACGACACCGCUGAGAAAGAAGUCAAAGACUAUCGACCUAACGCGGGAACCGUUAGGUUCACCUUAGGUCACCACCAGCACUUCACGGUCUUCCUUCGACACCGACUUCAAAGUCGAAGGUCUCUCUCGACACCAUGCCUUUGGCACCGAUACCAACAGAACAGUUGGACACCAACCGCCCGUCAACAUUGACGCGUUCGACAUUGAGGUUCCCUGUCUCCGGCGCCAACACCAAUCUCGUCUUCAGCCCCUUCGACACUGAAGGUUUGACAGGAUGCUCCUUUGACAUCAGCUUUACACACUCUGGUGCUAUCAACUUCAAGACAAGUGUCACCAUGAUGCCAGGUGCCGAUACCGACGUUCGUGAAGGACGCAAAUACCAAUACUGGCUUAGUCCCGACCACUGCACACACUCUCUUUUUGAUUCUGGACUGUUCCUCAAGUACCCCUCUGCUGCCCCCUCAGCGACUACCAUGGGUACCUGUUCCCCAGGAGGGCCAUAUGUUUACCAGAUGGAAAAAAUCCUGGAAGCCUUUUACUCCAAGGACAUACACUCCAAUUGCUUCAUCUCUGGCAGUGACCACCUUGACUGACCCUGCUACCCAAAGUGAGUCCAUUUCUUGUACUUCCAAAGCAUCGCAAACCUCUUCUCUCUCUAUGAUGUCACGGGCCACUCAAACUACAUCUCCACUCUUCAGGUCCAUAAGCACCCAGACAGGUGCUUUGCCUCCCCCACAAAACACUACUGUGGAGACUCAGACAUGUGUCCCAUCUUCUCUGCUUAGAUCUGCCUUGGAAAACUAUGGUUCCUCUGAUUUUGAAUCUGAUCCAGAGGAUGCAGACAGCUUAGUGGAUCCCCCCACUGACGUCCCUCCAUCCACUUAUGUUUCCCCGAAUGAAGAAAUGAAGGCCUAUCACAAACAUGUGCAGGCCAUGGCGGAAGCACUGGGUUUGGACUUGCAUUUGGAAUUGUCAACAAUAGAUGACCCAGUAUACAAUUUCAUGGCCAAAUCUCAGGCCACUCAGCCCGUGGCCUUGCCCAUGCUCCCGGUGAUCACCAGAGUGGCAAAAUGUGCCUGGGGAGUGCUUCAUACAUCUGCUCCCACAUCCCAAAGACUCGAAAGCCUAUAUCACAUUCAGGAGGACAACACUUACCUUCUAAAACACCCAGCUCCUAAUUCCCUUGUAAUCGAUUGUGCUACCUCUUCAAAAACGGGAAAGGUGCCACAUCACACCAUCUGAUAAAGAAGCUAUAAAAUUGGGGUUAUUAGGCAGAAAGGUUUACUUCACCUCCUGCCCGCCAAUAAAGUGGCAAAUUACUCGGCACGUAUGGCCAAAUAAAACCACAGCCUAUGGGAAUCUCUUCAGGGUGACUUGGACAACUUAUCCCCUGAAGAUUUCAAGAAGAAGUUCCAGUUAACCCUGGAGAAAUCGGCUGACUUAACCAGACAGCAGUUAAGUAUUGUUAAGCAUCUCACGGAGUCAGAGUCUUGUUCCCUGACUGCUGCUUUGACUUUGCAGAGACACACAUGGCUGAGAUCUACAAACCUUCAGAGCGACAUGAAGAAGAAAAUUGAAGGUCUGACCUUUGACAGAACUGGCCUUUUCAGUGAGUCAACAGAUGCCACCAUGGAGCAACUUAAAAAAUCUAAGUUCACAGUGAAAACGUUCACCUCGGCUGCUUCUACCUCCACAUACACCCUGAACUACCGUUCCUAUUACGGCAAACAGAGGCUUCCCUUUAGGCAGCAAGAUCGCCGUGACUACAGGAAGCAGUAUAACCCCUACCAUAAAUGUCCUUACCAAAGUAAAGCCAAAAGCCACUCAGUCCCACCAUACCAAACAACCAGAAUUGCAGAAGCGUCUUUGAAGUUUGGGACCUCCCACCAACACUGGACUUCCCCCCAAUCCCACCUGCAGGGGUCUUAACAUCUUGGCAAGCGAAUACCAUCACCGACCCAGCAUUGCCACGCAGUUCCAUCAAGCUGGCACGCCAUACCCCUGCAUGGCAUCGGGAAUAACAUCGGACCCCCAGGUCCUGAAGAUCAUAUCCUCAGGAUAUGCCAUAAAAUUCAAGAUGACCUCUCACUUUACGGGAAUGAGGUUCACUCCACCAUCCUUAGCAUUACAGGAGGAGGUGGAGGAACUGUUGGGGAAGGGUGCAAUCACCCCGGUGUCAUGGGUGCACAGGCAGGAAGGGUUCUACGCCUGCUGCUUUCAGAUCCCAAAGCAGGAUGGGGGCAUCCGCCCCGUAAUGGACCUAAGCCAUCUAAACAAACUGAUCCAUGUCAGAUAAUGUCAUAUGAUGGCGUUGCAGGAGAUACUACCACUUCUCCACCAAGAGAAGUGUCUUGCAAUGCUGGAUUUGAAAGAUGCCAACUUUCAUAUCAACAUAAGAGAACAUCACAGGAAGUACCUACGUUUCCCUGUAGGCCACCAAGUGUACCAAUACAAUGUCUUACUCUGCAGAUUUUCCACUGCCCGAAGGGUUUUUACCAAAUGUAUGCCAGUAGUAAUUUCCCAUCUGAGGACAAAAGGCGUUGCUAUUUACCCAUACUUGGACGACUGGCUUAUGACAUCCAGGGACCGAGACGAGUUACUUUCUUAGAUCCAGUAUGUUCUGACUGUCCUCCAAGACCUGAGAAUCCAAGUCAAUUGGAAAAGUUCCCACCUGGAACCCGUGUUCGCUAUCACCUAUAUAGGGGCAGUGUUGAACACGAUAUCCCAAAGGGCAUACUUACCAGAAGAAAGGUCCAACUGCAUCAGAGAUCUGGUGCAGGUCUUCCAACAACAUCACAUACAGCCAGUUCAGUUGAUACAGCGACUGCUCAACCUUAUGGCAUCCUGCAAUACAGUGAUACAUUACGCACGUCUGAAAAUGUGGAAACUACAACUAUGGUUACUGUCAGUUUUCCAUCCCAACAGAGACAGUCAGCGGGAACAUCUGGAGCUGCCACCACAAAUUCUACGAUCACUGUCAUGGUGGUCAGACAGCCGGAAUCUCCUAGAGGAAGUCCCGCUCCAGACGCCAUCUCCAUCAGUUUGGCUGAUGACAGACGCACCAUUGCUAGGGUGGGGUGCCCAUUGUGAAUGUCAUCAGAUAUUCUGGCAAUAUGGCAAAUGGACCCCUCACCAGGCUCAGUUGCAUAUCAGCUUCCUGGAGUUGCUAGCCUUCUUCCAGGCACUACAGGCUUUCUUGCCACUGAUACAAGGCAAAGUUGUCCAAAUAUAAUUGGACAAUACAACAGCCCAAGCUUACAUCAACCAUCAAGGUGGGACUGUAUCUUGAAGCUUGUAUGCCCUCAGUGUUCAGCUGUGGCACUGCUGUGUCCGUCACCAAGUAUCCCCAAUGGCAAUCCACAUCAAGGUCCUGGAGAAUGUCCUAGGAGACGAUCUCAGUAGGGUGUUUGUUCAACACCAACAACAUGAAUGGGAGCUCAAUACAAUAUACAUUGCUCCCCUCUUCGACCACUGGAUGGAACCCUCCAUAGACCUGUUUGCAACUUCAAUAAACACGAAGUGCUCCCACUUCUGCUCAAGGGCGGGACAUGAUUGACAGUCACUAGGGGACGUGUUCCAGCUGGAUUGGUCUCUAGAAACCCCUCACAUGUUUCUUCCACAACCACUAAUAAGUUGAUUUGUUGCUUGUCUGCUAGCCACCCCAACAUCUUGCAUCCUUAUGACCCCAUGGUGGCCCAGACAACCAUGGUUUCCCCAGCUACUCAGACUGUCAGAGAACUAUUAUCAUAUUAACAUUGAUGAACUCACCUGCUUACCUGAAUGGUUGUCAUUCACGGUGGUUGUCCAAGAACUGAGGAACAUGGCGCCCAGCCCGCCUUUAAAUAGCACACUGUAGGUGUGGAGGCAGGGCUUGGACGCUGUCGACAAGCUGCGGCUUGGCUACUGCGUGGUCCCUGUGCAGGUGCAGAACUCAUACUUAUGGAUGUUGAUAGAUCUCUUCCAGACAUAAGUUACAGGUGAGCAACCUGGGGUUUUUUGUUUUGUUUUGUUUUGUUUUUGGUGGGGUUUUUUUAAACUUGUAAACUUGGGAAGAUAUUAUUUUAUUACUUUUUGAUAUUUUCAUAUUAUUAUUUCUACAGAUAUCAUGGUUUGUUUAUAUAAUUUUGUACUGGUUUGAAGUAUUUUGCCUAUUGUGUUGGGGCCAGGCCACUGUUGCUGUCAGUUUUAUGAAGUACUGUUCACAUUAAAAGUAGUACAGCAUAGAAACAUAUCAAUAAGUGGCAGGUUUAGAAUGCAGCUUGUGGAAAGUGGUGGCUGUGUAGCAGAAUGGAGGUGAAGUGCCAUAUGCAUGAGCAUUCUUUGCAAAGUCUCUGCUUCUCUAGAACGGCUGACUAAUGAAACUUCUCCCACCAUCUCUUUU